Molecule: messenger RNA, 1633 nt
Organism: Asterias rubens (European starfish)
Lineage: Eukaryota; Metazoa; Echinodermata; Asteroidea; Forcipulatida; Asteriidae
Exons: 5
Coding region: 63-1277 (404 amino acids)
Molecular function (GO): flavin adenine dinucleotide binding; sarcosine oxidase activity
Source: RefSeq, a predicted model, not a curated record
UCUGCCAGUGCCAAAACCAAACAUUAAAGUUCAAACAUGACUGCUUUGGUGUAUGGAUAGCUAUGGAGUACGAUCUGUGUAUAGUUGGGACUGGACUGUGGGGUUCGGCAGCAUCAAGACAUGCUAGCAAAUCAACAGGAAGAAAAGUCUGCCUCAUUGGACCGAGUGAACCAACGCAACAUGAACGCCGUGAACUUGAGAUUUUCAGUUCUCACUAUGACGCAGGACGAAACGUACGCAAAUAUCAAGGAACAAAUCACUACCGAUGCUUGCUCUCAAUGAGAACCCUGGCGAACUUGAGGGAACUAGAAAAGAUUUCAGGUACCAAACUUUUCAACGAGGUUGGACACCUCAUGUACGGCGAAAAGCUCCAUGAACAGUUAUCACCGAUUGCUCAGGAGGCAGGGAUAUUCCUAUCGGCUUCCCAACUCAGAGACCGCUAUCCCUUCCUAGACAUUAGCCAAUAUGGCGACACCUCUUUUCUCUUUCCGCACGAUGCCGGCUACGUCAAUCCACGCCUUCUUGUUGGUACCCAGCAGAGGGUUGCUAAGCAACAAGGAUGUGACAUCAUCGACGACGUAGUAGAAUCUGUGACGGAGACCAAGACAGACGACGGGGAGCCAGUGAUGAGGGUGAUGACCACGAGAGGGCGUACUCUCUCAGCCAAGAAGGUGCUACUUUGUACUGGAGUCUUCACAAACUUCAAGAAGCUUCUUCCUCCUCAUCUGAAGCUUGACUUUAAGAUCCAUGGGACUUUCUUGGUGAAGCUGGAGGUUGCCAGGUCAGACCUGGAGAGGUUCGGCACAAUGCCAUGUACCUCAUCGUACACCAAUACACCUGAAGACUCAUAUUCACUGCCUCCAAUACAAUACCCCGAUGGUAAUUACUACAUGAAGAUUGGCCGGCUCAGUAACGACGGUCAUGUACCACUUACCACCCUGCAAGAAGUGAAAGAAUUUUACGUUUCAACCAAGACUGACGACGCUUCGGUAAACGUCUUCAAAGACAUUAUGGUUGAUAUUGUGAAAGGUUUCAGCCCUUUAUCAGUGCAAUCUGAAACGUGUAGUGAAUUGAAAACUCCGUCUAAACUCCCCUACUGCGACAUGGUCUCGCCCAGACUGGGCAUCGCAAUUGGCGGAAACGGUUUAGGAGCGAUGAUGUCUGACGAAAUGGGGAGAAUGGCAGCUGAGAUGAUCGGAGCGACAGAGGGAUGGAAUCUUGAUAUUCCAAAGGAGCAACUGAGAGCAAGAUUCGUUCUACCAAAACCUAAUUUGUAAAAAAAAAAAAAAAAUUAUAGCACUAUAGCAGAUCUUGAAUUUUGCCAUUUUAUGAAGUUAUGCAUCCGCAUCAAUGCGAUGUGAGGGCAUCCCACACCAACUCGAGAAUUGGUUGCAGCCCCCACUCUGCCCUUAUAUCACUGAAUCCGAUAACAACAACGAAUCAAAGAGUUACAGUUCAUUAAUAAUAAUUAUUAUUGUUUUAUCCUUCUCCGGAUCGGAAUAUACCGAGGGAGCAACAAAAUCGACUGUGGCUGCAAACCGUAGAACUAAAGAUACCUGGGAUGGAUUUCACAAAGAGUUAGGACUAGUCCUAACUUAGGACUAUAGGACUAGUCCUAGGGGAUAUACAAAAC